This is a messenger RNA of Hypomesus transpacificus, 4032 nucleotides long. RefSeq names its product kinesin heavy chain-like. Gene Ontology annotation, biological process: microtubule-based movement. Gene Ontology annotation, molecular function: ATP binding; microtubule binding; microtubule motor activity. Lineage: Eukaryota; Metazoa; Chordata; Actinopteri; Osmeriformes; Osmeridae. The record is from RefSeq and is a predicted model, not a curated record.
CCACACAGCACUGAGCAGAGCAGUCGACAUAGACGCGAAGUUACCUCACUCGUCCUCACAACAGCAUCUCACCUUCAAGCGGCCCUUCCCACCAUCAGACGAAAACAAGACAACAUCGCGCAUACCGAGGAAAUAUUGACAAACUGAAAUUUAACGGAGGUAUUACGGAGCAAUACAGAGUGUUGCGUUAAAUAUGUAGCCUAUCCCAACGCGAUUUUAUUUAGAUUUCCAUUCAUAACGGACCUGUUCUGCGGCAAGCUCAACAAACAAUUGUAACGUAGAAAUAAGAUAUUUCAGCCGGAAAUCAGGCUGCAUAUUUUUCAAGCAUCACCAUUUAAAGCAUAUCGAGAAAGGACGCAGUUUGCCUUUCCGUUACUUAUUUGACGCUCGACUGGGCCUGCCAGAUUCUCAGCAAGCCUUUCACCAGCACAUCAGUUGAAUUUGCGCAAUGGCCGAUGCUCCUACAGAGUGUAACAUAAAAGUGCUCUGUCGCUUUCGCCCUCUGAAUCAAUCCGAAAUACUGCGUGGAGAUCAAUUCAUCCCCAAAUUCCUUGGAGAUGACACCGUGUCAGUUGGGGGGAGGUCCUACAUGUUCGACCGGGUGUUUCCCACCAACACCACCCAGGAGCAGGUCUACAACACCUGCGCUAAGCAGAUCGUCAAGGAUGUGCUGGGAGGGUACAAUGGGACUAUCUUCGCAUAUGGACAGACCGCCUCCGGGAAAACCCACACCAUGGAGGGGAAGCUGCAUGAUCCCAACCAGAUGGGUAUCAUCCCCAGGAUCGCUGAAGAUAUCUUCAACCACAUCUUUGCCAUGGAUGAGAACCUUGAGUUCCAUAUCAAGGUCUCCUACUUUGAGAUCUACAUGGAUAAGAUUCGUGACCUCCUGGAUGUGACGAAGACCAACUUGGCGGUCCACGAAGACAAGAAUAGGGUUCCGUAUGUGAAGGGCUGCACCGAGCGCUUCGUCUCCAGCCCUGAUGAGGUCAUGGACGUCAUUGACGAGGGCAAGUCCAACCGCCAUGUGGCCGUGACCAACAUGAACGAGCACAGCUCCCGCAGCCACAGCAUCUUCCUGAUCAACAUCAAGCAGGAGCACGUGGAGACGGAGCAGAAGCUGUGUGGGAAACUCUACCUGGUGGACCUGGCUGGCAGCGAGAAGGUGACACACACACACAUGGUCACCCUACACACACCGUCACCCUACACACACGGUCACCCUACACACACCAAGACCCAUGUCCCAUACAGGGACAGUAAGAUGACUCGUAUCCUUCAGGACUCCCUCGGGGGGAACUGCAGGACCACCAUGUUCAUCUGCUGUUCCCCUUCAUCCUACAACGAUGCUGAGACCAAGUCCACGCUCAUGUUCGGACAACGGGCCAAGACCAUCAGGAACACUGCCUCCAUCAACCUGGAGCUGACUGCUGAGCAGUGGAAGAAGAAGUACGAAAAGGAGAAGGAGAAGAACAAGACCAUGAAGGAGACCAUCCUGAGGCUGGAGGCUGAACUCAACCGCUGGCGCAAUGGGGAGGAUGUCCCAGAGACGGAGCAGACCGUGGCUGAUGUGGUGGUGCGUAUGGAUACUGUGGAGGAGCGCCCUCUGCUGGACAACGGGACCUCCUCCAUCGUGGUGCGCAUCUCAGAGGAGGAGCGGCAGAAGUACGAGGAGGAGAUACGCAAGCUGUACAAGCAGCUGGACGACAAGGAUGAUGAGAUUAACCUGCAGUGCCAGCUGGUCGAGAAGCUGAAGGAGCAGAUGAUGGACCAGGAUGAGCUGCUGGCGUCCUCCCGCGGGGACGGGGACAAGGUGCAGGCGGAGCUGGGCCGUCUGCAGGUGGAGAGUGACUGUGCCAAGGCGGAGGUGAAGGAGGUGCUGCAGGCCCUGGAGGAGCUGGCCAUCAACUACGACCAGAAGAGCCAGGAGGUGGAGGAGAAGGGCUUGCAGAACCAGCUGCUGGCUGACCAGCUGGCCCAGAAGAUGGCUAGCCUGAUGGAGCUGGAGGCAGAGUUGUCUCACAUGCAGGAAGUGAGUGGUCAGCAGAGGAAACGCAUCGCUGACGUCCUGAAUGGUCUGAUGAGGGACCUGAGCGAGUUCAGCGCCAUUGUGGGAAAUGGCGAGAUCAAGCUGCCGGUGGAGAUCAGCGGGGCGAUCGAGGAGGAGUUCACCGUGGCCCGUCUCUACAUCUCCAAGAUCAAGUCGGAGGUGAAGUCCAUGGUGAAGCGCUGCAGGCAGCUGGAGAACCUGCAGCUCGAGUGCCACCGCAAGAUGGAGGAGACCGGCAGAGAGCUGUCCUCCUGCCAGCUCCUCAUCUCCCAGCAUGAGGCCAAGAUCCGCUCCCUGACGGAGUACAUGCAGGCUGUGGAGCAGAAGAAGAGGCUGCUGGAGGAGAGCCACGACUCCCUCAGCGAGGAGCUGGCCAAGCUGCAGGACCCAGAUAACUCUCUGAUCGAGGAGAAGGAUGGGGAGAAGGGCGAGAUGGAGGAAGGAAACGUCAAGGAGAGGUCUCGCCAGCAGGGGGAGACCCACCGUGGCCUCCACCACAAGCAGCUGGCGCGCCUGCGCGACGAGAUCAACGAGAAGCAGAGGGUCAUCGAUGACCUCACUGAUCGUAACCUGAAGCUGGAGGUGGAGCUGGCCCAGGUGCGCGCCGACUUUGACCGUCUGAAAAGCCAGGACAACACCAAGAGCGAGCGUCUGGAGGAACUGUCCUUUCUCCAUGAGCGUCAUGAGCAGACCAAACAGGACCUCAAAGGUCUGGAGGAGACUGUGGCCCGCGAGCUCCAGACCCUCCACAACCUGCGCAAGCUGUUCGUUCAAGACCUCACGUCGCGGGUUAAAAAAAGUGAUUCCGAAAUGGAGCCUGAUGACAGUGGGGGGUCUUGCACCCAGAAACAGAAGAUUUCCUUUCUGAAUAACCUGGACCAACUUACAAAGGUUCACAAACAGCUGGUUCGUGACAAUGCAGAUCUGCGUUGUGAGCUUCCAAAGCUGGAGAAGCGUCUGCGGUCUACUGCUGAGAGAGUUAAGGCCCUGGAGACGGCACUGAGGGACGCCAAGGAGGGCGCCAUGAUCGACCGCCGGCGCUACCAGCAGGAGGUCGACCGCAUCAAGGACGCCAUGAGGGCCAAGAACGCGCUGAGGCGCCCCCAUGCCGCACAGAUCGCUAAGCCCGUGAGACCAAAGCAGCUUCCAGUCUGCUCUCCCACCAACCCCUUCUACACCCGCCCCAGCGAGCCCUCCAACACCUACAGCAACGCCCUCUUCCAGAGCUCCCUGUCAGGCCAGCCCUCCUCCCCUGUACCCAGCUCCGUCCAGACCAACACAGUUUCCACAGCGCUGGGCUACAGAGCAGCCAGACCCACAGACAUACUGGAAUCCUACCCACUCAACAUAGACAAUGGAAAUGCCAGAGAUAUCAAUGACAACAGAAGUGAUGCACACUGUGGCAGCGAGGUGGACGAUCCUAACAGACUGUACAUCAUUCAGCAGGAGACCGCAGCAAGUUAAUGCCAUGAUGACCUACCACUGUACUGGAGGAUCUGCACCCUCUCCCUGGACCACUGUACUGGAGGAUCUGCACCCUCUCCUUGGACCUGCAUGCCCCCUCCUCAUCUCACAGCCCCGCCAGCACCACACACAGCCCUGUAGUUCCCACGACUUACACACACACACACACACUAAGAAAACACACACAAACACCUCCCCCCCUGGGAUUAGAACUCACAGUGUAAAUAGUCAACUCAAGAAGAGGUCUCGACCGCCACUGUUUCUGUGUGUGUACACGGCCUUCUAUUGCGGCAUUAUACAGCAUUGCAAAGAUGAUAUGGCGCUUUCAUAACUACGUCCCUGCCACAUAUCUUUAAAUUGUUAUGCCAGCUUAUAACAAAGUUUCUCACUCUCUGCAUGUUGCUCAGCUAACUAGCCAUAGCAUAAAUCUUUGCAUGUGUCCUGAUGACUAGCUAUAAACUGGCAUAAACUUCACCAGCGGUCUCAUCUCUGUGAUGUCAUCAGGGAAAACAGCCGGUAGU